Spodoptera exigua (beet armyworm) is the source of this 402-nucleotide messenger RNA. The record is from the annotation of a GenBank genome assembly. Lineage: Eukaryota; Metazoa; Arthropoda; Insecta; Lepidoptera; Noctuidae.
AUGGCGGCAUUACCAGGGAGCAAAAGUUCUUGCACAAGUUUCGCUGCUCUGGCCGAGCCCUGCGGUUGCACCAUCUCAAAAGAAUCUUUUGACCCGCUGUGCGGUUCUGACGGCGCAACAUACCUGAACCAAUGCUUCUUAGAGUGCGAAAAAAUGUUAUCCAAUAUCGAUAUUAAAGUUCACCAUAAAGCAGUGCAUAAGCCGGUUUGUGGAAACAACCACGUGACAUAUGCUAACAUAUGCGUGCUACACUGUUAUGCUACGAAAGACUCUAGCAUCCGAUUCAUGAAGAUGGGUGAUUGUUCCGGCGAUGGCAACGGUCCACGUUUGGUAUCGAGAUUCGGCACCGGAGGCAAAUGGAAAGACAAAACAUUACUGCGCGUGCGACACUUCCGUGGGUAG